Carlito syrichta (Philippine tarsier) is the source of this 1527-nucleotide messenger RNA. It is a transcript of the gene YBX2, whose product is annotated as Y-box binding protein 2. The record is from RefSeq and is a predicted model, not a curated record. Gene Ontology annotation, molecular function: nucleic acid binding. Gene Ontology annotation, cellular component: nucleus. The coding region runs from base 1 to 1110 and encodes 369 amino acids. Gene Ontology annotation, biological process: regulation of gene expression. The transcript is spliced from 10 exons. NCBI's taxonomy places the organism in Eukaryota, Metazoa, Chordata, Mammalia, Primates, Tarsiidae.
AUGCCCUGGAACUCAGACUCCUCAACUCCGAAAGAGCCGGAGGGUCUGCCCCGCGAGCGGGGGCCGCAGCCCCGCAGCGUGCGGGGACCCCCAGCCGGGGGAGGGCACCGAGGCGGGUGGUGGCCGGGAGACGGAGUCUCCACGGGGCAGCGCACGGACAGGGUCGGUCUUGAGGGUGGAGAGGAGCGGUGCCGCUCUCGGCCAGAAUCGUGGCUGCGGACUCCCGCCGCCUCGCCUCGGGUCGUCAAGGGCAACCUUGGCGCUGCGCCCCAGGCCCCGCCCAGCGCGCUGAGGCCAGGUGGCGCAAUCCAAGUCCUGGGCACUGUCAAAUGGUUCAACGUCCGGAAUGGUUAUGGAUUCAUCAACAGGAAUGACACCAAGGAGGAUGUCUUUGUUCACCAGACAGCUAUUAAAAGAAACAACCCCAGGAAGUUUCUGCGCAGCGUUGGAGAUGGGGAGACUGUGGAGUUUGAUGUCGUGGAAGGAGAGAAGGGUGCAGAAGCUGCUAAUGUAACUGGGCCUGGAGGGGUUCCAGUGAAGGGCAGCCGCUAUGCCCCCAACCGACGUAGGUUCCGCCGAUUCAUCCCCCGACCUCGCCCAGCUGCCCCACCACCCAUGGUGGCAGAGGCUCCCUCAGGGGGUACAGAACCUGGCAGCGAAGGGGAGCGGGCUGAAGAUUCUGGACAGCGGUCCAGACGACGGCGCCCACCACCUUUCUUUUACCGACGGCGGUUUGUGAGAGGCCCUCGGCUCCCCAGCCAGCAGCAGCCCACAGAGGGCACUAAUGGGGUAGAACCCAAAGAGACAGCCCCAUUGGAGGGGGACCAACAACAGGGAGAUGAGCGGGUCCCCCCACCCAGAUUCCGGCCCAGGUACCGAAGGCCUUUCCGCCCCAGGCCACCCCAGCAGCCUACCACAGAAGGUGGGGAUGGCGAGACCAAGCCCAGCCAAGGUCCCACUGAUGGUUCCCGGCCUGAACCCCAGCGCCCACGAAACCGCCCUUACUUCCAGCGGCGACGGCAACAGCCCCCUGGCCCCCGGCAGGCCACAGCCCCUGAGACCUCAGCCCCCAUCAACAGUGGAGACCCCACCACCACCAUACUGGAGUGAUUCCAACUCAGAGGACACCCAGCGCUACCACCUGGUAUCUGCCAGUUUUUCCAACUGACCUGUACCCUACCCAACCCAACAUCCCUCUUUCCCAUAAUUCAUGACAUCAGAACAUCGGCUUUUCCCCUUUUCCUUGAGACUCAGGAGGGCCAAAGCAACAGCCUUUUGCUUUUUUUUUCCACUCCCUUAUCAAGGGUUGAAGGAAGGGAUCCAUUCUUAUUGUUCAGAGGUACCAACUCCCUCCCCUAAAUCAGGCUGAGAAGGAACCAGCCAGCUUUUACCUCCUCCUGGUUGUUUUUCUUUCCCAUCCCAGUUUAUUUUUUGUUUCCUCUCAACCCCCUACCUCUGAAGCCAUUUUAUGAACUGUCAUGUGCCACCUGAGCCUCCAGUAAAAACAAAAACAGGCUUUCCUGUUGU